Messenger RNA from Drosophila eugracilis, 643 nucleotides. RefSeq names its product putative defense protein 3. Gene Ontology annotation, molecular function: oxidoreductase activity, acting on metal ions. The record is from RefSeq and is a predicted model, not a curated record. Lineage: Eukaryota; Metazoa; Arthropoda; Insecta; Diptera; Drosophilidae. Bases 54 to 560 code for a protein of 168 amino acids. The transcript has 2 exons.
UUAGCCGAGCGCGCGCGCAUUUUCCCACGAUCAGGAAAAUCCAAAUUACAGCCAUGAAGGAUCGAUUCAACUGGAUAUCCCUGGAGCUGGUACUUCUAAUAGGCACUGCCAUAGCCUUUCCCGAUGGAGCUCCCGCAGAUACGUGUGUGAAACAGAGGGCCAACCAGCCCAAUCACGGCAAGGCCAGAACUCAGCCUGCCCACUCGAAUCCCUACGAAGUGGUGGCUGAUGCCCAGACUUAUCACCCCGGUCAGCAGAUAUCGGUGGUUAUAUAUCCGCACUCGGACCAAAGCACCGUCUUCCGGGGUUUCUUCCUGCAGGCGCGCGAUGCAAAUUCAAACGAGUGGAUCGGGGAGUGGGUGCAAAGCGAGAACACCAAGACUAUUCCUGAGUGCUCGGCCAUCACGCACUCGGACAACCGAGAUAAACUGGGCGCCAAGCUGAUCUGGAAGGCCCCGCAAAAUAAGCGAGGACACGUCUACUUUACGGGCACUGUGCUACAGGAGUACGGAACCUUCUGGAGCGAUAUCGUUAACAAAGUGCAGGCGGAGCCGCAAUAACUGAAAUUAUGUACUUACUUAUAAGGCAGCUGUACCCAAGGCCGGGCAAUAAAUCUUAAAAACCCUAAUUAGUCAAAACGAAA